This is a messenger RNA of Symbiodinium sp. CCMP2592, 1326 nucleotides long. Lineage: Eukaryota; Dinophyceae; Suessiales; Symbiodiniaceae. The record is from the annotation of a GenBank genome assembly.
AUGGUCGUGAUAGAGCGAAAAGUAAUGAUCUGCGGCCAAACUGGCAGCGGAAAGUCUUUUGUGAACAACAAGCUCACGCUUCUGCCGGUACCAAAGACUUCGCAACAGGAAGAAGAUCCGAACUAUGGCGUGAUCUCUCGCAGCGACUUCGACUCUUGCUCCACCAAGGUGCUAACAAAGCGUUCAAGAAACCCCGUCAAGUACUACCUCAAUUCGAGAGGGGAUGAAGGCCAGAUGACGCUCUAUGUGACAGACACGCCAGGAGUGCCCGACACGAUGGGCAGAUCGGUCAAUUUUCUGAACGAGGUCAUGUCCUUCGCAAGGGAAAACCGUCCGCACGGGGUAGUUUGGGUCGUUGAUGCCGUUGGCAGGUUUGGCAAUGACAUGGAGCUGGCGCUCCAGGCCGCUAAAGAGUGCUGGAAUGGGCAGCUCACUGAGUCCAAGCUCCACGUCUUCGUGAAUAGGGUGCCUGACGAAUUUUCGCUUGCAAAUGAUGGAGAGGAAGAGGAGGACAUCGAGCAGGUCCAGGCGAAAAAGGUUGAUGCAGCUGUGCGUUACGUGGUGAAGUGCUUGCUGGGCGAAGACAAAGUGGAGGGCUUCCGGAAUUAUUCAUGGAACCUUGUCGGCAGUCACGAAGGAAUAAAGACACUCAAGCUUGCUAUUGCGAAGUUCGACACCCCCCUGACAGACCAGCAGGCUGGCAGCAUACGCACCUGGGACGAGCUCAACACAUACUACGAGGACUUGGAAACGGGUGCGAUAAGUGCAAAGGAAUUCCAGGAGCAACAGCUCGCCGCAAAAGAGUCUGAGAAGCAAUGCCUCGAGAAGGACAUGACGUGGCAUGAAAAUCGCAUUAACGACCUGAGCACAGCAUCGGUUGCGACACUGACAACUGGCGCUACGCUAGCCUUUUUCACGUUCGGGAUUUCCGGGAUGUGCGCUGCAGCGGCAACUGGAGGUAUGCUGGCCGCGAUUUUAUCUUCCCAGUCUUCAGUUGAGCGCAUUAGCGGGGACAUCGAAGCAGUUGACGGGGAGAUCCAACGGUUGCGGGGUGACCACGAGAAGGAGUUGGAAAAAGAGAAGCGGUGCAUGGCUUUGAGGGAGCAUUUCAAAGAGUUGCAGAUCCGCAUCAGCUCUAAGUGCGGCCCGCAAGGGCAGCCCAAAGCGACCCAGCCGCAGCCCAAAGCGACCCAGCCAGAGCCCAAAGCGCCCACAGCGACCCAGCAGCCGACGGCCCAGCUCCAACGGCGUUCGCUGCCCAAGGCAAAGCCCCAGUCCUGGCUGAUGUCCGUUCUCAAAAAGUGGGCAUGCUGCACUGCCAUUUGA